Molecule: messenger RNA, 828 nt
Organism: Geodia barretti
Lineage: Eukaryota; Metazoa; Porifera; Demospongiae; Tetractinellida; Geodiidae
Source: the annotation of a GenBank genome assembly
AUGAGAGCCAAGUCUCUUUCCACGGAGUCACCAAGUGUUUCUAAACCCACCACCUUACCUUCGGGAGGACUAGCAGCCGCUCCUGAGGCUCAAAACGAAGUUACUGACCGCGCAGUAAUUGGAGGUGCAGUCGGCGACCCGUUGAAUCGUGAUGACUUUUUUGGAGUCGACUCUAUGACGAGUGUCCGGCAGUUGCUAGAGGCGCGGGUCCAUCUGGGCCACAAGACAGGGACAUGGGACCCUCGCAUGAAACCCUACCUAUUCGGGUCGAGAGCGGGCGUCCAUAUCAUCGAUCUGGACAAGACGCUGCCCCACCUGCGUCGGGCUCUGAACGUUGCUGGUCACGUGGCCCUGCGAAACGGGAUAAUCCUGUUUGUGAGCGAGCGGUCCCAGUUUGAGCGACUCGUCCAAAAAUCCGCCCGGGACAGCGGCGAGUACUUUGUCACCCAGCAAUGGGUCGGUGGUACACUCACAAACUCUCAGAUGCUCCUCAGAACGGUUCGCCUCCCCGACCUGAUGAUAUUCCUCAGUGUGCCUCCCAGUAAGACAGCAAUUAAAGAAGCUGCCAUGUGCAACAUUCCGUCCAUUGGAGUGGUGGAUAGUGACUGUAACCCAAACCUCAUCACGUAUCCCAUACCAGGAAACGACGACACGCCGGCUGCCAUGAGUCUCUACUGCUCUCUGUUUUCAGAGGUGAUAUCGAGAGCAAAAGCCACCCGAGAGUCGCGAGAGAGGAGGGAGAGGGAGGAGGGACAGUACAAGGAGGGUGGGAGAGAGCAAAGCGAAAAAGAUGAACUUGCCAGUGAACACUCCAUUGCUAGUCAGUAG